Morus notabilis is the source of this 836-nucleotide messenger RNA. Its product is annotated as osmotin-like protein. Gene Ontology annotation, biological process: defense response. The transcript has a single exon. NCBI's taxonomy places the organism in Eukaryota, Viridiplantae, Streptophyta, Magnoliopsida, Rosales, Moraceae. Gene Ontology annotation, cellular component: extracellular region. The annotation marks the transcript as partial. The record is from RefSeq and is a predicted model, not a curated record.
CCCCCCCCCGGCUGCAUCCACGCCCAUAACGGCUUCCACUGCGCCACCGGUGACUGCGGCGGCAAGAUAGAGUGCAACGGCGCCGGCGGAAAAACUCCGGCCACCCUGGCCCAGUUCAGCCUCCACCACGGCCACAACGACCUCUCCUCUUACGGCGUCAGCCUCGUCGACGGCUUCAACAUCGGCCUCACCGUCACGCCGCACGAGGGGAAGGGGGUCUGCCCCGUCGUCGGCUGCCGCGCCGACCUGCUCGCCACGUGUCCCGAUAACCUGCGUGUGACUUCACCGCACGGUGGUCACGUCGUUGCCUGCAAGAGCGGCUGCGACGCCUUUGGAACCGACGAGCUGUGCUGUCGGAACCACUACAAUAGCCCGCAGACGUGUAGGGCUUCGAGCUACUCCCAGUUCUUCAAGCACGCGUGUCCGUCGAGUUUCACGUACGCCCAUGACACGCCGUCGCUCAUGCAUGAUUGCUCGUCGCCACGCGAGCUCAAAGUCAUCUUCUGCCACUGAACAGGAUUGAACCGUCCUUUAUUCUAAACAUGAGUUUGGAAAAGAGAUAAUAAGAAAAAAGAAGUUUGUAGUUUAUGGGCUUGGUGUGGUUUUUUAAUUUUGCGUUAACCGUCCUUGAUUCUAAACAUGAGUUUGGAAAAGUGAGAAUAAGAAAAAAGAAGUUUCUAGUUUAUAGGCUUGGUGUGGUUUUUUAAUUAUGCGUUAAGAAGCGUGUUUAUUAGCUUUUGUAUGUUGAGAUAGAUCGGUGUGUCUGCGUAAUGUGUAAUGUUUCGUGUUGCUGCUUAUUAUUCAAUGUCAAUGCGCAAAGACAUGGUUUUGUGUAA